Aureobasidium subglaciale EXF-2481 is the source of this 740-nucleotide messenger RNA. RefSeq lists its product as uncharacterized. NCBI's taxonomy places the organism in Eukaryota, Fungi, Ascomycota, Dothideomycetes, Dothideales, Saccotheciaceae. The transcript has a single exon. The coding region runs from base 166 to 552 and encodes 128 amino acids. The record is from RefSeq and is a predicted model, not a curated record.
UUUUACACCAUCCGACGACAAUAACUGGGGCUACCCCCAGGACCCCCCCCAUCCCAGCCAGGUCUGGAGCAUCGAGGAGGGCACCGAUAUCGUAAUCACCCACAGUCCGCCCAAAAGGAGUCCUAGAUCUCAGUCGCACGAUAAAAGUCUCGAGCCGGAUGCUCGAUGCCUUUCGCCACUGUAGCAAAAGCGCGCCCUUUGAUGCAUUGCUUUGGGUCAUAUCCACGAAGCCUGGGGUGCGAAAAGUGUCACAUGGCGUGGCGACCAAGCAAGCGAUCUACCUACCCAUCUCCACGGAAAAUUGACGGUAACAAGUCCGAGGUGCUCCAGAGUCUUGCUAAACUACGAGGUGAAAGGCUUGAUGCGCAAGAAAACCCGCAACUUAAACAGGCGUUGGAUGAUAAGGAGGACAGGGGGUAUUGUUUUGCUACGCCGAGGCUGCAGCGAGGUAUACAGACAUUGUUCGUCAAUGCUGCCAUUCAAGGUGCAGAGACAGAGAAACAACAGAUGCCGUGGCUCGUCCAACUAGACCUCCCUAGAAGUAAAACAUGAUGGAAAAAUGUGAGAGACAACAGCAGCAGUUACAAAUUAUUUCCAAAUACUACAGUCUAUCUCGACGUCUAUUCUCACAGUUACUUAGCGAUGUGCUAGGCGACAAUAUCCAGUUGACCUUGAUUAAGCAGCGAGGCCUCAACGGUCUUUGCGAAUUCAAGCAUCCCAUUCCUAAACGCAAUUAUUUC